UGUCCCCAAGCCUGGCCCCGUGCUGCAGCGGCUCCAUCCCCGUUGGAGCUGGGACGCCCCGGCGGCGUGGCCUGGCUGGCCGCGCUGGAGAAGCAGGGUGGUGCCUCAGGGCCGAGCGGCCCUGUCUCUCCAGCUGUCCCUGUGCUCACGCCGGCCCGUUGCUCCGGCAGCUCCAGAGAGCCACUUGCCUCUUGCUCCUGCUCCUGCUCUGCUCCCUGGCCACUGCCCGGCAGAACGUGCCCGAGUGCUGCCGGCAGAAGACCUGCUCCUGCCGCAUCUACGACCUCCUGCACGGCAUGGGCAAUCACGCCGCCGGCAUCCUCACGCUGGGCAAGAGGAAGAGCGUCCCGCCGGCCUUCCAGAGCAGGCUCUACCGCCUGCUGCAUGGCUCCGGCAACCACGCUGCGGGCAUCCUCACCAUGGGCAAGCGAGGGGAGCACCCCGGUGCCACCUGCCACAACGCCUGGGGCUGCCCCUCGGGCACGGACAUCCCGCCAACGCCAGCCCUGAGCCCCUCCGACGCCGGCCCUGGGCAGUGCCAGGGACAGUCGGGGAAGGACCUGACCAAGAGUCAGGCCCCGGGGCCUGCUAAGAGCCUUUACUGAGACGGCUGGGGGGGAUCAGAGAGGGAAUCUCGGCUGGGGGACAGGCCCUGGGGCCUCGCACCCCGGAGCUUGAUGUAAAUAGCACUUUUAAAUACCUCCUCAUGGCCCUGGCCAAGCCUGCUCAGGGCACUGCGGGCACCGCUGGCCUUUUACAAUAAAUGGUAGCCUGACAUUA
Rhea pennata is the source of this 780-nucleotide messenger RNA. RefSeq names its product hypocretin neuropeptide precursor (gene HCRT). The transcript has a single exon. Gene Ontology annotation, molecular function: type 2 orexin receptor binding; type 1 orexin receptor binding; neuropeptide hormone activity. The record is from RefSeq and is a predicted model, not a curated record. Bases 297 to 605 code for a protein of 102 amino acids. Gene Ontology annotation, cellular component: perinuclear region of cytoplasm. NCBI's taxonomy places the organism in Eukaryota, Metazoa, Chordata, Aves, Rheiformes, Rheidae. Gene Ontology annotation, biological process: eating behavior; temperature homeostasis; regulation of neurotransmitter secretion.